This is a messenger RNA of Rhinocladiella mackenziei CBS 650.93, 1389 nucleotides long. RefSeq lists its product as uncharacterized. The transcript has 2 exons. NCBI's taxonomy places the organism in Eukaryota, Fungi, Ascomycota, Eurotiomycetes, Chaetothyriales, Herpotrichiellaceae. Gene Ontology annotation, biological process: siderophore biosynthetic process. The record is from RefSeq and is a predicted model, not a curated record. Bases 1 to 1389 code for a protein of 462 amino acids.
AUGUCCGCAUCAUUAUCGUCUCAGCAUCUGCCCCCGGUGAGGCUCCCUGAGCCAUGGAAAACGACGUACGAGAUUCAUGUGAUAUCAGAGACGGAAAAUCAUCCUCCACUCAGCCUCAGACUUGCUCAGAAUCAACUUCCUGGAUCUAUAUUACCGCCAGAUCCUCUUCAUCACGAAUCCUUGACUUUCAGCGACCUCGUGUCUGGACUUGAUUCCUUUGCGCCGGUUACAGGAGACAAUUCGCCUUGGGCCAGAUACCAUCAGAGUUUAAUCUCCCACGUUUCCUGGGAUGAAGCUGGAGUUCCCACUGUUGGUCAAAUAUGGAAUUUGAUUUAUGCCAUCGUCACGUUGUACCCAGACCAGGAACGUUUUCGUCUAGAAUUUACAGGAAAUCAUCACGAGGACCUGUCAGAAGCACUUCAAGCCACAGGGAUUGCAACACCACGGCCCAGGCCAUCACGCCCAGAACACUCAUCAAUGCCUUCUACAAUGGGCUCUCAGGUCUCUAUAUCCCGCUCGGCUUUCUGGCAAGGAGCAGCGUCGCCGUUUGGUUCCCGACCAGUUUGGGUCGCACAUCCAGGACUCUACAGGCACCUUCCACAGCCAAUAACGUCUUACCCAGCAUUCCCUUGCGAGCAUACAGUGACCUUCAGUGUGGAAGGUCGGCCGAUCCACGCGCAGCAUCCAAUCCGCCCGCCAAAACCAACGCGUGGUGCCGUGAUCUACAGUCGCUACGUAUCGCACCUCGACGAGUUCUUCUCCAUGAUCCAUCUCGAUUGGCGGGAUGAAAAGCACCUCAAACUAUUUCAUGAGUGGCAAAACGAUCCCCGUGUUUCUCAAGGUUGGAAUGAAACCGGUACUUUGGAGCAGCACCGCGAGUACCUACGAAAGAUGGAUGAGGACCCCCAUCAAAUGGCGAUACUGGCUAAGUUCAACGAUACUUACUUCGCAUACUUUGAGAUCUACUGGGCAAAGGAGGAUCACAUGGGUGUUUACUUGUCCCCAGCGCCCGGGGACUGGGAUCGCGGUAGACACUCACUCGUGGGCGAUGUCAGGUACCGUGGGCCACACCGUGCCUCAGCCUGGUGGUCAAGUUUGAUCCACUAUCUCUUCCUUGAUGAUCCUCGAACCAUGACUGUGGUUGGGGAGCCAAAAUACACGAAUUCCAACGUCCUCCGGUAUGAUGCCGAAAAUGGAUUUUACAUUCACAAGUUGGCCGAUCUGCCUCAUAAACGAUCAGCCAUCGUGAAGUGCGAGCGCAUCCGGUUUUUCCAAGCCGUAGGAUUUGGUCUGCAAGGAGGCAACAUUAAGAUCGCAGACGGCGGUGGCCGGAAAACUGUCAAUUCUAAGGCGUCGAGUUCCAAGCGGCAGGUAUCAUCACGACUUUGA